This is a messenger RNA of Periophthalmus magnuspinnatus, 2495 nucleotides long. RefSeq names its product glucose-6-phosphate 1-dehydrogenase-like. The transcript has 12 exons. The coding region runs from base 3 to 1649 and encodes 548 amino acids. Gene Ontology annotation, cellular component: cytosol. Gene Ontology annotation, molecular function: glucose-6-phosphate dehydrogenase activity; NADP binding. Gene Ontology annotation, biological process: glucose metabolic process; pentose-phosphate shunt, oxidative branch. Lineage: Eukaryota; Metazoa; Chordata; Actinopteri; Gobiiformes; Gobiidae. The record is from RefSeq and is a predicted model, not a curated record.
CAAUGAUGACAAGUGAGAUUUCCACACAGCAUGUUUGCUGCACAGGCACAAAGCAGGAGAAAGUCCACGGUUUGGUUUAUUGGGUGAAACUAGGCCGUGCAGAAAUGUGCUCUGAAGUUUUAAACCGCUGUGAAGUGAUUGGGCAGCUAAGGAGGGAACUGUAUGGAGAUCCAUUGUCUACUCACAAGGCACACAUUUUCAUAAUCUUUGGAGCUUCAGGAGACCUUGCAAAAAAGAAAAUCUACCCUACACUUUGGUGGUUGUAUAGAGAUGGUCUGCUCCCAAAUGAGACCUCCUUUGUGGGUUUUGCUCGCUCCAGCCUGACUGUCCAUGACAUCAGAACAGCAUGUCUGCCCUAUAUGAAGAUCACUGAUGAAGAGAGCGACUGCCUUGAAGCUUUCUUCAGAAAAAAUUCCUACGUGAGUGGAAGAUAUGAUGAUGCUAUUUCUUUUAACCAACUCAAUGCCCAUUUAUUAUCUCUCCCUGAUGGAGCUGAGGCCAACCGGCUCUUCUAUCUGGCCCUGCCUCCUACUGUGUACCAGAGCGUUACCACUAACAUCAGGACACACUGCAUCAGUCUCCAGGGCUGGAAUAGGGUCAUUGUGGAGAAGCCGUUUGGUCAUGACCUACAGAGUUCACAGGAGCUUUCUUCUCACCUCUCCUCAUUGUUUAAAGAAGACCAAAUCUACCGCAUUGACCACUACCUGGGGAAGGAGAUGGUGCAGAAUCUCAUGGUGCUAAGGUUUGGAAAUCGUAUUUUUGGACCAAUCUGGAACAGGAACAGUGUGUCCUGUGUGGUUCUCACUUUCAAGGAGCCUUUUGGUACUCAGGGACGUGGAGGUUACUUUGAUGACUUUGGGAUUAUUCGGGAUGUGAUGCAGAAUCAUUUGCUUCAGAUUCUAUGUUUGGUUGCCAUGGAGACGCCCGCAUCCAGUAACUCCGAUGAUGUGCGAGAUGAAAAGGUGAAAGUGCUGAAAUGCGUGGCUUCUGUCUCUGCCUCCGAUGUGGUCUUGGGACAGUAUGUGGGGGACUGUAAAGGGGAGGGGGAGGCCCGCUUUGGUUACCUCGAUGACCCCACUGUCCCAGAUGGUUCGUACACACCUACCUUUGCUACAGCGGUGCUUUAUGUCCAAAAUGAGAGAUGGGAUGGAGUUCCCUUUAUUCUGCGCUGUGGUAAAGCCCUGAAUGAGAGGAAAGCAGAAGUACGGCUACAGUUCACUGAUGUCCCAGGGGACAUUUUUGGGGGGAGGUGCCAGCGGAAUGAACUGGUCGUGCGGGUGCAGCCGGAUGAGGCCAUCUACCUGAAGAUGAUGACCAAGAGACCCGGGGUUUACUUCAGCCCUGAGGAAACAGAGCUGGACCUCACAUACAAGAGCAGAUACAAGAAUGUGAAGUUGCCAGAUGCCUAUGAGAGACUGAUACUGGAUGUCUUCUGUGGAAACCAGAUGCACUUUGUCCGCAGUGAUGAGUUGCGGGAGGCCUGGAGAAUUUUCACUCCACUCCUCCACAAAAUAGAGCAAGAAAAAACAGCCCCUAUACCCUACACAUACGGAAGCCGUGGUCCAACUGAGGCAGAUGAUCUUAUGCAAAGGGUUGGAUUUCACUAUGGAGGAACAUACAAGUGGGUGCAGCCCCACCAUACAACAUGAUGCCCCUUAUUUACAUUUAACUCAAGGCCACAGUGGACAUGUUUACAGUGAUCUUUUUGACACCUGCAUGGACUUUAAAAAUCAUGUAGCAGCUAGAAAUGUGAUGUUCACCUGUAAAAUGUACAUUUUUGAAAUAAAUAAUUUCACUUAUUUUCCACAAUUGAUUAGGCAACUCUUGAAAAUUAACAUUUGUAACUUUAAAACUGGUAACCUGAAAAUGUGUCACUCAAUGAAAACUGGUCACUUCUAGCCCAGUUACUGCACAAGGUAAGGUGAUUUUCAUUCUCAUAACCCAAAUAUUAACAUAACUAAACCACCUGGAUGUUUGAUUUGCACCCUUUAUUAAUCCUAUAGUAAAAUCUAUUACUUGUGUCAUGUAAUGUCAUGUUCUCUUAUCAUUUGUCUGUUUGGCAGGCAGACAGUCUGACCAGGAGUGCCCGAACAGCAAUAAUCUCAAUAUCAAUAACUGGAGGACUGUGGGAAACCCAGCCAUAAGGACAUGUGUUUGAUCUGUCUCUUCUUUAGGAUGGGCAUACUUUUUUUCUAUGCACUGCCAAGAAAUAAUAUUGUGACCUAAAUGUACUUUUUAUUGGCCCAGUGCCAUUCUGGGAAAAUUUGUUACCGACAUUCAUUGCAUAAAGUGAGUUAUUGUUGUUAAAGCAAAUUUAAAUUCAUUCAUUCAAAUAAAAAAAAAACAGUAUUUUGUAGUUUAUUUGCCAUUUUUCAGCAUAAAUAUAGUUUAUUCUUUUUUUUUUUAAAUGUCAUCAUUAUAAAAAAUACUUAUUUCUAAAAAUAAAUACACUAUUGCAUCUUGUAACUGUCUGAAAUAAAAAGGCCUUCUCAGUG